CCUUAUGUCCCCAGCUGGGGGCCGAGGCAGGGCCCGGAACAGAGUCCGGCUGCCUGGAGCCGGCGGCGCGUGUCUGCUUCUCCUCCGGAUCCGCCGCCGGCGCUCGGUGCGCCCGGCCACCCGCGCCCCCAGGAUGUUGUCCACCUUCAACGAGUGGCUUUGGCAGGACAGGUUCUGGUUACCGCCCAACACGUCGUGGGCCCAGUUGGAGGACAGGGAUGGCCUGGUCUACGCCCACCCCCGGGACAUGCUGGCGGCCCUGCCCCUGGCUCUGGUCCUACUGGCCCUGCGCAUCACCUUUGAGAGGUUUGUUGGCCUGCCCCUGAGCCGGUUGCUGGGUGUGCGGGAUCAGACCAGGAGGCCAGUGAAGCCAAACGCCACGCUGGAGAGACACUUCCUCACAGAAGGGCCAAGACCCAAGGAGCCCCAGCUGACCCUCCUGGCCGCCCAGUGUGGCCUCACGCUGCGGCAGACCCAGCGCUGGUUCCGGAGACGCCGGAACCAGGAUCGGCCCCGCCUGACCAAGAAGUUCUGCGAGGCCAGCUGGAGGUUUGUCUUCUAUCUGUGUGCCUUUGUCGGUGGCUUCUCGGUCCUAUACCACGAGUCGUGGUUGUGGACACCGGCAAGGUGCUGGGACAAUUACCCAAACCAGACCCUGAAGCUGGCCCUGUACUGGUGGUACAUCCUGGAACUGGGUUUCUACAUCUCGCUGCUAAUCACACUGCCCUUUGAUGUCAAGCGCAAGGAUUUCAAGGAGCAGGUGAUACAUCACUUCGUGACCAUCCUCCUGAUGACAUUCUCCUACAGCUCGAACCUGCUACGCAUCGGCUCUCUGGUGCUGCUGCUGCACGACUCCAGCGACUACCUGCUGGAGGCCUGUAAGAUGUUCAACUACACGCGCUUCCGGCUCGUGUGCGACGCCCUCUUCAUCAUCUUCUCCCUGGUCUUCUUCUACACCCGCCUGGUGCUCUUCCCCACCCAGAUCCUCUACACCACAUACUACGACUCCAUGGUGAACCGGAGCCCCUUCUUCGGCUACUACUUCUUCAACGCGCUGCUGGUGGCGCUGCAGCUGCUCCACGUGUUCUGGUCGGGCCUCAUCCUGCGCAUGCUCUAUAGCUUUGCAAAGAAGGGCCAGAUGCAGAAGGACGUGCGCAGCGACGUGGAGUCGUCAGACUCGGAGGAGGAGGAGGAGAAGGAGGCAGCUCGGGAAUGUCCGCGGCUCAAGAACGGGGCAGUUCGAGGGCCCGGGGCAGCCCCCGCUGACGGCCCUCGGAGCCGGGUGGCCGGGCGGCUGGCCAACGGGCACACGCCGGCCACAUAGCCACUGGCCGAGAGGGGCUGCCUGGACUGGUGGCCCUUGGGCCAGCUCUAUGGAGACAGGGAGAGCCCCACCCGGCGAGGGCCGGGAGGGCCAGUGAUCUGUCUCCAGCCCUUUCCUUCUGCCCGUCCUCCCUCCCUCCUUCCCUCUGGGCAGCUGAACUGAGCCGAAAGGCAGGAGCCCCAGGCCGAAAGGGGUAAAAUAAAACUUGAACGGAGCCGAAUUCUCUGCAUGAGAACCUGGGUCCCUCCUUCUCCAUCCCUGGAGACCCUUGAGGGAGCCCAGCCUCUGUGUACAUACCCCGAUGAUGGGAUACUCACUGCCACCCAAGCAAGGAUGCGCACCCACUCCGGGGCCCCAGACAGCAGCAAGGCACAGAGAUCCCCCCUGCACCCAGGGGAGUCCCUGGCUCCCCAGCCGGCGCCUUAGACAAGCCACCUCCCUCCACCCCAGGGCAGCCCCUGGUCAGCACCGCGCAGACCAGGCUUGCAGAGGAGCUACUGAGCUCACAAAGUGCAAGUCCUCGGCCCAAGAUCACACAGAGGUCAUGGACUAAGCAGGAGGGGAGGCCCAUGCCUUUCCCUGCAGCCUCCUCAAGAUCAGUGAGAACCCCACCCUUGUGGUCCACCGGAGCCUCUCUGGGGACACUGCAGGGGAUGAGGGUAAAAUCCUACAGGCUUCCCAAGGGUCACUCUGGAAGAGAUGGGGA
This is a messenger RNA of Propithecus coquereli (Coquerel's sifaka), 2030 nucleotides long. It is a transcript of the gene CERS4, whose product is annotated as ceramide synthase 4. NCBI's taxonomy places the organism in Eukaryota, Metazoa, Chordata, Mammalia, Primates, Indriidae. Gene Ontology annotation, biological process: ceramide biosynthetic process. The transcript has 11 exons. Gene Ontology annotation, molecular function: sphingosine N-acyltransferase activity; DNA binding. Gene Ontology annotation, cellular component: membrane. The coding region runs from base 5 to 1324 and encodes 439 amino acids. The record is from RefSeq and is a predicted model, not a curated record.